This is a messenger RNA of Onthophagus taurus, 1371 nucleotides long. RefSeq names its product prophage side tail fiber protein homolog StfR-like. NCBI's taxonomy places the organism in Eukaryota, Metazoa, Arthropoda, Insecta, Coleoptera, Scarabaeidae. The record is from RefSeq and is a predicted model, not a curated record.
UCAUCUGACGCAAUAUGAACUAGUACUUUCACUGCCCAUGAACUAAUUGUGCAUCGAGAUUAAGAUGACAUGGGCAAUGAGCAAGUUAAUUAAAGCUCCAUGUAUACAUCUUACUUUAAUCUGUUACGAAAAAUAAAAUUACACACAAAUAAGGAAAUAUUUAAUAAAAAAAAUUCUUUUUUAAUUGCCGAAAUUGUAAUAUCUAAAUGUUUCUAAAUGGAACUUCUUGCAUAAUAAGAUUACAUUCGCAUUCCUUUAUGUAACGAAUCCGCAAUAGAACACUUAACAUUGAAGAACAAAAUAAAAAGUGAGAGCACUUCCAUUGAACCCGCAAAUACUAUUACGUCCGCCUAUCAACGUUAAGACUUAUAAAAUUUCAACCCAGAUUACUUUUGUGGCGCAAUAACUUCCUAGAAAUAUUUCCGAAAAAUCCCCCACUAACAAAUCACCAAAAAAUAGAGUAUAUAUAGUUCUUGAGUAGAUUCGAAACGGCAGAAACAAACUUGUUCAAUCUCUAAAACCAAACCAACCAACAAUCUAAAAAACAAAUCAUCAUGUUCAAAUUCGCCGUUUUAAGUGUUUUCGCUAUUGCUUUGGUUCAUGGAGCUCCAGGAUAUUCUUCCUAUGAGUCUUCAGGACAUGGUGGAAAAGGUUUCAGUGCAGGAAGUGGAUUAAAAACCAUCGCCCAAAACUCAGCUGAACAAGCCAACAAUGCCGUUGCCAAUCAAUAUACCGCUGGCAAACAAGCCGCUGCUCAAGCUAAAAGUGCUUUAGCUCAAAAUGCCAUCAACGCUGCUUCCGCUGCUCAAGCUGCUCUUGUCGGGAAACAAAUUCUCGUUCAACGUCUCCAACAACAAGCUCAAGAAGCUCAUUUAGCUUUGGAAGGUGAAGUACGUCAAUUGGAACAAGCUCAACGUGCCGCUGAAGCUGCCAGACAAACCGCCGAACAAGCUCAACAACAAAUUAACGCUUUGAAUUCAGCUCUUUCCGCUGCUCAAGGAACCCUCACCCACGCCAACCAAGCCGCCCAAGAAGCCGCUCAAGAAUAUGGAUCUCAAUCCGCUAUGGUCGGUGAAGCCAAACAAAGAUACAACUCUUUAACCGAAGAACUCCACGCCGCUCAAUCCGAUCUUGCUUCUACCGAAGCCGCUGCCCAACAAGCUCAAGCUUCAGCCCAACAAGCUCAAGCCGCUGCUGCCCAUGCUGCUGAAUCUGCUUCCGCUGCUGGACAACAACAACAACAACACGGUGGAUUUGAAAGUGGAUACGGCGGAUAUGAAACUGAAGGAUUAGAUGGUGGAUAUCAUUAUUAAUGAAAAUUAGAUGAAAUGUUUAUUAGGAAAUGUGAUUAUAUAAAUAAAUUUAUUUGAA